AUGGCGCUUACAAUGGACGAGGAGAAGUAAAUCGUUACUGUUUGUGUAAGAUGGCGCUACUGUGAAGUUAACUAACUUAACCACACUUUUUGUGCACAUAUACGCCACUUAUGAGUAUGAUAUCUCUCAAGUGGCUUGAUGCGCAUGUGUUAAGUGUUCAAUCAGCUGACUGUGACAGCAACCACGUACCUUAGAGCUUAGACAUUUUUUAAAAAAAUUUCUAAUUUUCUUUGACAGUCUAUUUUAAUGGAUAUUUAGAAAAAUUACCACUGGAAAUUGUUCCCUAUGAAUGUAUACAGCUUUCUGAUAAGUUUUUGUAAAUCUAUCUUCCUCUUGUAUUUAAAAUCGGUUUAGGUGUCAGUAGGAGUACUAUUGGUACAGGUAUGUUGAUUCGAACUGCGCAUGUGCAGUAAAUUUCCGAUAAUCUUAGAGAGUCCUUUAUUAGAAAGGCUUUCAAUCGGUGAUCCACUAGUGCUAUUCCCGGCAAUAGUAUUGCGCUGAAAGUUCGGAGGAAUCUUGAAGCAUCGAUUUCGAAACGUUGUAUGUAAGAAAAAUUUUCAAGUUUCUCACUUCACAACAGAAGCUUGUUUGAAAAUGCUUCGCACCGUUCUGUGCUUUUGCGCUUUCGCGGCGCUGAUUAAUGCCGAUAUCAUGAGGUAAGUGUAACAAUACUUUUCGUAAACAAAUAACAUGACUUUCCACAAUUGAUUGAAUUAUUAUACGUAUAUCAUUAUACGUUAUAUCAUUUGCGAUACAUGUACUGAGAAAAAUUUGUAAAUAUUCUACUAUACUUUAAACUUACACAUAUUUGAUCCUCCAUGAUACUUUUUCUUAAUUUUUCUUAAUUUAUAUAUAUUUAUACCGUUAAAAAUGAAUUAAUUUAAAUAUGCGUAGAUAUUUAAUUUAUGUUGGACAUUAAAUUUGUAAUUAUACGACAUUGUAAUGAUUAUUCUAAAAAAAAAUUUAAUUAAAUGACAUGUACGUUAUAUGUAGCGCCAACGACUUUGACAAAUUUAGUUUUGUACAAUCUAUUUCCUUUGUUCUGUCGAAUUUUAAUUUCCUUUAUUUUGUUUCUCAUGUUUUGAAUAUUUAAAAUUUAUAUUAAAAAUCUUAGAUCGUUAUACUUUAAUAACAAAAUUUUGAAAUAAAACUUUCAGAAUAAAAAAAAAAAAAAGAGAAAAAAUUGUUUUUCAAUAAAUUGCUAUGUACUUUUUAAAAAAAUCUUGCUGAGAUUACUAAAGAUCACUCCAUUAUAGAUAUAAUUGUUAACAUUGAUUUCAAAAAUAUUCCCUUCUUUGUUUGAAGAAUUCCUUUGCACAAGAUGGACAGCGUUAGAAAACAAUUCAAAGAAUACGAUACUGAAGUGUAUCAAGCUCAUAUGGUGCAAGGAGAUUCUCCUCAACCAGAACCUCUUUCCAAUUACCUGGAUGCUCAAUAUUAUGGUGUCAUUAGCAUUGGAACUCCGGCGCAAGAUUUCAAAGUAAUCUUUGAUACUGGUUCUUCAAAUUUGUGGAUUCCAUCUAAGAAAUGCCACCUUACCAACAUUGCUUGCAAACUGCACCAUAAAUAUGAUAGCACAAAAUCGUCUACGUACAAAAAGAAUGGUACCGAUUUCGCUAUCCGUUAUGGCUCUGGCAGUCUUUCUGGUUAUCUCUCGACUGAUGUUGUGGAAAUUGCUGGACUGAAAGUCGCGGAUCAGACCUUUGCCGAAGCUAUGAGCGAACCCGGAUUGGCUUUUGUCGCCGCUAAAUUCGACGGUAUCUUAGGUAUGGGUUAUUCUAGAAUCGCUGUCGAUGGUGUGACACCUGUUUUCUACAACAUGGUCAAACAAAGAUUGGUACCUCAACCCGUUUUCAGUUUCUACUUGAACAGGAUGCGAAGCUAUUGCUGAUACAGGCACCUCGCUUAUUGCUGGGCCGGUUAAAGAAGUUGAAGCCAUCAACAAUGCUAUUGGAGCUACCCCCAUUGCAGCUGGAGAAGCAAUGGUAGAUUGUAACUCCAUUCAUAACUUGCCUACGAUCAACUUCUUGCUUGGUGGCCAGUCUUUCCCUUUGACUGGUGAGGAUUAUGUUCUGAAGGUUACACAAUUCGGGAAGACCGUCUGUCUCAGUGGAUUCAUGGGAUUGGACGUUCCUCCACCAAAUGGCCCACUAUGGAUCUUGGGAGACGUUUUCAUCGGCCGGUAUUAUACUGAGUUCGAUAUGGGAAACAACCGCGUCGGUUUUGCCAAGGCAAAAUAAAUUAAAGAAAUAAGUCAACGGUUUUUAAAUUAUGCAUUCCUCAUUGGAAUCUAUUUUCGUAUAUGUUACGUUCAUACGUCUUCUGUAAUAUUUCUGAUAAUUUCUCUGCUUUUCACAUGUACAGUACGUACAUUAUCUGUACGAGAUAAAUGUAACAAAUGUAAAAUAAGUAUGAAUAUGUAAAAUAUGUAAAAUAAUUUCAUAUAACAAAAUGUACAAUACAUUACGAAGACGAAAGUAAUAAAUUUUUUUCAUGUUA
Messenger RNA from Heterotrigona itama, 2499 nucleotides. The record is from the annotation of a GenBank genome assembly. NCBI's taxonomy places the organism in Eukaryota, Metazoa, Arthropoda, Insecta, Hymenoptera, Apidae.